UUUUUUUUAUUGUCGCUGUGGAGAAGCUGUUUGGAAGUCCUUGAAAAUAUAACAUACACAGAGUUUAUUUAUCAAAACACGGGGCUACAACCAUGGCAAGAAGAUUAAUAUACCCGCUGUACCAGAUCGGGAACCCCCAACUGAGGAUCUUCCGGCCGCCAUUCUCCCUGACUCUGGUCCGACCAGGGAAGGAGCAGCCUCAGGACACAGUGCAGUUCAGAAUCCCCAUGGAAAUGACCAAAUGUGACGUGAGGAACUACCUGGAGAAGCUUUACAGCGUUCCAGUGGGAGCUGUCCGCACAAGGAUCCAAUACUGUACGAAUAAGAAGAGAAACCACCUCAACCAGAAAGUGAAGAGGCCGGAUUAUAAAGUGGCCUACGUUCAGCUGGUGCAGCAGCAGACGUUUGAGUUCCCUGACAUCUUCACCGAGAAGGAUGUGAAGUCAGCCGAGGGCUCGGUGGAGGAGAUGCAGGAGAAGUUCAUGGAGGAUGAGAAACAGAGGCAGAAACCGGACCUUCGCAGGGGAGGGGUCACAGAGUGGUUCGGCCUCUAGAGAGAGAGUGUGUGUGCGUUAGGAGAUAUGCACUGCUGGUGUGUGGGUUUGUUUGUGAGAGAGUGUUAAUAUUUUGUGUCAUCAUGUACAGAUUUGUAUCCGCAACAAGUCCGUUUGGUGGAAACACCACUGGUGGGAAAAUGUGCAUCUUUUCUUUAUGCCGAUUUUGGAAUAUUCGUAUGAAAAUCUGUCGCCAAUUGGAUGGAAACCGAGCUACUGUCAUUGUACGAAUGCAACAUGUGACCAAUAGCUGUUCAGACAUAAUAUUAAUUGCUGAAAUUACAAUGGAAAAUAAUUAAAAUAAGGUUUUUCAACAUUUGAGACAUUCUCUGUUGUCAGGUAACACCACUUAUACCAGUGUUGACCGACCCUCCUCCUGGAGAACUAAUGGGUGUCUGGGAUUUUGCUCUGAACCUGCUGUAAACACACCCGAUUCAACAAGCCACUGUUUUAAUGAGAGUAGCUGAAUCCUGCUGAUCAACUGUCAAAUCAGUUGUGUCAGAGCAGAGCUAGAACAAAACCCUGCACCCCCUAGUCGUUUUCAAACAGGAGGGUUGGCCACCUCUCCCUGAAGGACAAGGCUACUGUGUGGGGAAUGUGUUUUCAGUGCUUCUCAAUCUGUCUGUGUGAGUGUUUUACCGUACGAUUCAGUUCACCUCAAUCUGUCUGUUUGAGUGUUUUACCGUACGAUUCAGUUCACCUCAAUCUGUCUGUGUGAGUGUUUGACCGUACGAUUCAGUUCACCUCAAUCUGUCUGUGUGAGUGUUUGACCAUACGAUUCAGUUCACCUCAAUCUGUCUGUGUGAGUGUUUGACCGUACGAUUCAGUGCACCUCAAUCUGUCUGUGUGAGUGUUUGACCGUACGAUUCAGUGCACCUCAAUCUGUCUGUGUGAGUGUUUGACCGUACGAUUCAGUUCCCCUCAAUCUGUCUGUGUGAGUGUUUUACUGUGAACUACUGUACAAGGAGAAGCUAAUAAAAAGUAACCUGUCAGGC
Messenger RNA from Salvelinus sp. IW2-2015, 1549 nucleotides. RefSeq names its product mitochondrial ribosomal protein L23 (gene mrpl23). Gene Ontology annotation, biological process: mitochondrial translation. Lineage: Eukaryota; Metazoa; Chordata; Actinopteri; Salmoniformes; Salmonidae. Gene Ontology annotation, cellular component: mitochondrial large ribosomal subunit; ribosome. Gene Ontology annotation, molecular function: structural constituent of ribosome. The record is from RefSeq and is a predicted model, not a curated record.